Molecule: messenger RNA, 1413 nt
Organism: Cryptosporidium muris RN66
Lineage: Eukaryota; Apicomplexa; Conoidasida; Eucoccidiorida; Cryptosporidiidae
Exons: 1
Coding region: 1-1413 (470 amino acids)
Source: RefSeq, a predicted model, not a curated record
AUGUAUCAAUACAGAGAAUAUAGUCACGAUAUGUCAAGAUCUGAACCAUAUCCAUAUAACUAUUCAAGAAAUCCACGCGAUACUGAUUAUACUAGAACAAGGAGAUUCCAACAAAGUGAUUACUACAAUAACAAUAAUAGUUAUACACAAAAUUUUUACAAUAGCCGUUAUUCACAAUAUGAUCGUUAUUCUGGAACUCAAAGUAGUAGAAUGUUACCUACAAAAGAGAUAAAUAGAUCAGAUAGAUGGGAUCGCUCAGGUGAGAAGACUACUAAAGUGAACAUGAAUACUAAUGAAGGUAAUACUUUAGAAGAUACAUCUAAUGUUAAGGUCAAUACUAAUAAUACUGCAGUUAGUUUAUCAGAUAAUAUAACACAGAAAAAUGGAGAUAAUCAAUUAAGUCAAGUGCAAGCAGGUGUAAGAGUUACUAAAUGUUCAAUAAAAUUAGAAAAUUCAUCUAUUUUCCAUUCAAAUGGCUCAGAUUCAAUUUGGUUAAAAAUAGAGAAAUUAGAUAAGAGACAUAUCUGCUAUGACUGCCAAAAGGAAAAGUGGCGUGAUAGAGUUACACCAUUAUGUAAGGAAUGUUAUAGAAAUUUAGUUAAGACAUCAGGUGAUACUUCGGGCAAGAAAGAGUGUGUCCACUGUAAAGUUGAAUUCCUACAGCAUAGAAUUCUAAGAAAGGCAUAUCAUGUAUUUAAAAAGGUGGUUUGCAUGGAUUGUUGCAAAAAUCUAUGUACUUAUAAUACUGAUCCAGUAAGAUGCCACUUUUGUGAUUGUUGGUCAGUAUGGAAUAGUAGAUCUUUAUGUGAUAGAUGUACGACUAAUAGGGAAAGUUAUGGUGAACCCUUACCUUGUGAUAUGUGUAGGAGAUCAUGUGCUUUUGAUAGGGGUGCUGAUAUUAGGCAAAAAGUAGAUGGUAGAUUACUCUGCUUUCUAUGUACAAUGAAAUAUAAGAAAUUAAAGCAUCAAGAAGAAAAAAAGACAUUAUCAACUUACAGGAAAGCCGAGAGAUCCAUUUCUCAUCAAAGGAUUAGUGAUGAAACCUCUUUAACUAAUUCCAGUAUGGAUUAUAAUAACCAGUCGAAAGAUGCAGAUGAUAAAGUAGAUUGGAAGAUAAUUGCACAAGAGAAGGAGAAACUUUAUGAAAAGGCUAAACAGCAUGUUACAGAACUUCAAAAUAGAGAAUUAAGUAUGAAGGUAGAAACAGGUUCUAUUAUUACUCAAUUAAAAGAGGAAAAAAAGAUUCUUGAGAAAGACAAAGCUCAAUUAGAAAAUCGCAUUUUAUCUUUAAAUGCACAAAUUAAUGAUUGGGAACUUAAAUUAAAGACUAUAUGUGAUGAAAAGGACAAAGUUAUUAAGAAUAUUAAACAAGAAAAAAAAGCAACUAAUUGGGGAGAUGGAAGGUUUAAUUAG